Molecule: messenger RNA, 1145 nt
Organism: Pteronotus mesoamericanus
Lineage: Eukaryota; Metazoa; Chordata; Mammalia; Chiroptera; Mormoopidae
Gene: POLR3H
Product: RNA polymerase III subunit H
Exons: 7
Coding region: 215-829 (204 amino acids)
Biological process (GO): transcription initiation at RNA polymerase III promoter; DNA-templated transcription
Cellular component (GO): RNA polymerase III complex
Molecular function (GO): DNA binding; DNA-directed RNA polymerase activity
Source: RefSeq, a predicted model, not a curated record
GAAUCUGGCCCAAAGUCGUGCGGCCGCCGGCUGCGUGUGGUAGCGGAGCAUGCCCCGCGUGGGGCACCUCAGGCCCUACCGCGGAGCCCCACUGCCGGCCAGAGGGGUGCCUCAGCUACUGGGACGGGACGGAGGGGGCUCGGGGAUCCCCACAGCCCUAGGCCCCGGUGCGUGACUGACCCUCACGUUGCCAGAUUCCCCAGCGCAGGCCAGGAUGUUCGUCCUGGUGGAGAUGGUGGACACUGUGCGGAUACCCCCGUGGCAGUUUGAGAGGAAGCUCAACGACUCCAUUGCCGAGGAGCUGAAUAAGAAGUUGGCCAACAAGGUCGUGUACAACGUGGGACUCUGCAUCUGUCUGUUCGACAUCACCAAGCUGGAGGACUCCUAUGUGUUCCCCGGGGAUGGCGCUUCGCACACUAAAGUCCAUUUCCGUUACGUGGUGUUCCAUCCGUUCCUGGACGAGAUUCUCAUCGGGAAGAUCAAAGGCUGCAGCCCCGAGGGAGUGCACGUCUCUCUAGGGUUCUUCGAUGACAUUCUCAUCCCCCCAGAAUCACUGCAGCAGCCAGCCAAGUUCGACGAGGCCGAGCAGAUGUGGGUGUGGGAGUAUGAGACGGAGGAAGGAGCGCACGACCUGUACAUGGACAUCGGCGAGGAGAUCCGCUUCCGGGUGGUGGAUGAGAGCUUUGUGGACACGUCCCCCACCGGGCCCCGUUCGGCCGAGGCCGCCUCUGCCAGUGAGGAGCUGCCGAAGAAGGAGGCCCCGUACACGCUCGUGGGAUCCAUUAGUGAGCCGGGCCUGGGCCUUCUCUCCUGGUGGACUAACAGCUAGCCCUGGGGCUUGGCGGUGGGCCGGCCCACAUCCGCAGACCCCAGCCCAGCCCUGUGGAAGGGCCUGAGGACAGCAGCGGCCUCACGCGUGCCCAGGACCGGAGUGUGUGCCGUGAGGAGAUGCAGGGCGGGGCCAGGAGUGCCCUGCCACCUUGUCCCCUCCCCUGCCGCCCUGGCCUUGCUCUUCUUCCCGGAAGCCCUGCUCUCAGUGACAGCAAAGACACUUAAUAAACAAUGGUGGCCAUCGUGGAGGAGUCACCCAUGUCCCUGGCUGUUGCCAUGACCAAAGGUCACUGAAUUGCCACAGAUCAGACAGG